UCUAAAGUCGUCAUAACUAUUAUUAUUAGUUAUUGUGUCCAUUGUAUCGUCUCUGAAAGUGUUAGAAAGUGGCCUGUUCUACAGCCGGGUUUAGACUUUUUCGUUCGAGCCGCUGCUUCAAACGUAGGUUAAAAUAUCAAACUGGAAAAAAUUCAUCUGACCUUCUACGAACUGCACAGAUUAUGAAUAUGAAUUAAACACAGAAAAUCUGGAGCUGAUUUCGAAUCGAAUCCGCAAUAUGCAUUUUCAUCCUGUUACUUAUUUGUUGAUUCAAGUCGUCAAUUUAAGAAACAUAAACAUUACUCAGUUAUUUUGUAAUUAGUCAACCCUAAGUACUUUUUUGUUGUUCAAUUAUAUAAUUAAGGGAUAAGAUACUAAGUGCGUUGUGCUAUCUUAUUCAAAGGGGUUGAUAAGAGAAGUCCAGGAACAGUUUAUGAGCAGAAUAUUAUUAGCUCUGGUCAGUAUAAGUACUGUUUACUGUGAUUGUGAAAAAAAAAACAUUCGUGUAAGUAAUAAAAAUUAGGAUUCGUGAGAUAUCGGCGACGUCUACUUUAAUUUAGUUUUAGGAAAAUGAAAAGCGAGAAAAAAUCACUGUCUUUGCACAAAGAUAUUAUACACAGCUUAAAUGUAGACAUGGAAGUUGACUUGGAGAGAGCGUUAGACCUUUGUGGCGCUGGAAGAUAUCAAGUAUUUCAUUGUGCUCUUAUGGUAGCAAUUCUUGGUGCAGCUAUACUGGAAAUGGUUGGAUGCUCUUUUAUCCUACCAGCUGCAGCUUGUGACCUUGACUUGUCGAAUAGCAUGCGAGGGAUUAUGACGUCAAUUCCAAAUAUAGGUGUUAUAAUAACCGCACCAUUUUGGGGCCGAGCUGCUGACACCUUUGGGAGGAAACCAGUUCUGUUGUUCUCUACUGCUAUAUCCGGGAUAAUUGGUUUAAUUGCUGCGUUCAUGCCGAGCCUACUCAGUUUUGCUUUAUGCAAGUUCCUCGGUUCGCUUUUUCUAUCCUGUCCGUCGUCACUUGGAUUCGCGUACGUUGGAGAGUUAAUGCCAAAAAAACGACGAGAUCUCGCUGUCCUAAUAUGUAACGCUUCUCUUAUGCUUGUUGCAUCGUUAUGUCCUAUUUUCGCUUGGGGCGUUCUCUCUUACGAUUGGUGGAACAGUCCCCUAAAGCUGCGUCCAUGGAGAGUUCUGACUGCGACGUACGUCGCGCCCUUAAUCCUUGCGGCGCUGUGGCUCACGCAGGCCAAAGAAAGCCCCAAGUUUCUUAUGACAAGAGGCAAGGAUAAGAAGGCAUUAGACGUCUUGCAGCACAUUUAUGCCUCUAACAGUGGUCAGCCAAAGGAUAAUUAUUGUGUCACAUCUCUGAAGUUCUCAGCAGAGGAUAGCGAGAAAUCCUGUAGUCAUGGUAACUGCGAGCUCGGUGAGGGCAUUAUGAAGAACUCCGCAUUCGCACUGCUACGGCCACCUCAUGUCAAAUGGUUAGCCUUGACAGGCUUCCUAAUGUUUGGGUUAUUUUCGUUAUUAAACGGAUUGUUUUUGUUCGCUCCGGAUACAAUAAACAAAAUGAUGACGCAUUCCUCCAACGAACCGGUCACGAUAUGCACGCUGAUGAACCAACCAGAAAAUUUGACAUCAUCAGAUGAGUGUGUAGAUGAGAUAUCAUUUGCAACGUUCGAGGUCACCGUUGUGACGUCACUGAUUUAUGGCACACUCGUGAUGCUGAUCAGCCUCAGCCCUCUCGCAAAGAGAACAUCCCUGAUUGGCAUGUUCGUUCUUGCCAGUGCCACUUGUCUCGUAUCUGCUAUGACAACUAACAGGAUAAUCGCCGGAAUUUCAAUGUCAGCUCUGCAAAUAACCGCACUCGGAAUCGGUCCAUUAACGGCUUACUCCGUUCAGCUCUUCCCUACCAGCUUAAGGGCAACAGCAGUCGGAGCAGUUAUGAUGUUUGGACGAAUGGGAUCCGUAAUUGGCGCCAAUGUUACUGGAAUCUUCUUCGCUGGAGCAUGCACAAUUAUAUUCUAUGUCUUCUCUGCUCUUCUCUUCCUUUGCGCCGGCCUCAGUUUCCUUCUACCCAAAGACAAACCAGCGAGCAACGAGCAGUGACGUGUCUGGAAUAAAACCUUUUUUAAAUAUAACUGAUGACUGCCUGUUAUCGUUAGGAGUA
Messenger RNA from Vanessa atalanta (red admiral), 2161 nucleotides. RefSeq names its product putative transporter svop-1. NCBI's taxonomy places the organism in Eukaryota, Metazoa, Arthropoda, Insecta, Lepidoptera, Nymphalidae. The transcript has 12 exons. The record is from RefSeq and is a predicted model, not a curated record. Gene Ontology annotation, molecular function: transmembrane transporter activity. Gene Ontology annotation, biological process: transmembrane transport. The coding region runs from base 571 to 2100 and encodes 509 amino acids.